Seriola dumerili (greater amberjack) is the source of this 2422-nucleotide messenger RNA. RefSeq names its product enhancer of zeste 2 polycomb repressive complex 2 subunit (gene ezh2). Lineage: Eukaryota; Metazoa; Chordata; Actinopteri; Carangiformes; Carangidae. The transcript is spliced from 19 exons. The record is from RefSeq and is a predicted model, not a curated record. Gene Ontology annotation, molecular function: histone H3K27 methyltransferase activity; protein binding. Gene Ontology annotation, biological process: chromatin remodeling. Bases 97 to 2340 code for a protein of 747 amino acids.
CGAACACAAAGGACGACUUUGCCCGUGUUUGUCAUAUCGAUCCCGAAUAACUCCAUUGAAUGAGGACUGACCCUCCUGUGCAGCUGCAGGUUGAUCAUGGUGCUCACAGGGAAGCGGUCGGAGAAAGGUCCUGCUUGCUGGAAGAGGAGGGUGAAGUCUGAGUACAUGAGGCUCCGGCAGCUCAAACGCUUCAGACGGGCCGACGAGGUCAAGAGCAUGUUCAACACCAAUCGGCAGAAAAUCAUGGAGCGGACUGACAUUCUGAACCAGGAGUGGAAGACCAGGCGAAUCCAGCCUGUUCACAUCAUGACGUCUGUCAGCUCCUUAAGAGGCACCCGAGAGUGUACGGUGGACAGCGGUUUCUCUGAGUUCCCCAGGCAGGUCAUCCCCCUGAAGACACUCAACGCCGUGGCCUCGGUCCCGGUCAUGUACUCGUGGUCACCGCUGCAGCAGAACUUCAUGGUGGAGGACGAGACGGUGCUCCAUAACAUCCCCUACAUGGGAGACGAGAUCCUGGACCAGGAUGGCACGUUCAUAGAGGAGCUCAUUAAGAACUACGACGGCAAAGUCCACGGAGACAGAGAGUGCGGCUUCAUCAACGACGAGAUCUUCGUGGAGUUGGUCAACGCUCUGUCACAGUACAGCGACAACGAGGACGACGACGAGGAGGAAGAGCAGGACUUCAAGGUCGACAAGAUGGAGCUGUGUGACGGCAAGGAGCACCCGGAGGACCCCCACAAGGACGGCAGCAAGAAGUUUCCCUCCGACAAGAUUUUCGAAGCCAUCUCCUCCAUGUUCCCCGACAAGGGCUCCACCGAGGAGCUCAAAGAGAAGUACAAGGAGCUGACGGAGCAGCAGCUUCCCGGCGCGCUGCCACCCGAGUGUACACCGAACAUCGACGGUCCCAACGCUCGCUCCGUGCAGCGCGAACAGAGCCUGCACUCCUUCCACACUCUGUUCUGCAGACGCUGCUUCAAAUACGACUGCUUCCUCCACCCUUUCCACGCAACUCCAAACACCUACAAGCGCAAGAACUUGGAGAACCUGGUGGAGAGUAAACCCUGCGGCAUCGACUGCCACAUGUACCUGGAUGGGAUGGUGAGGGAAUAUCCUGCGGGUGUGGUCGCCGAGCGGGCCAAGACGCCUUCCAAACGCACGGUGGGCCGUCGCCGUGGACGACUGCCGAACAGCAACAGCCGGCCCAGCACCCCCACCGUUUCCUCGGAAACCAAAGACACAGACAGCGACCGCGAGGGCAGCAAAGAAGACGAGAGGGACAACGACAAAGACGACGAAGACAAGAAGGACGAGAACACCAGCAGCUCGGAGGGUAACUCACGGUGUCAGACUCCAGUGAAGAUGAAGCUGACCGGUGAGGCUGAAGCGGUGGAGUGGAGUGGAGCCGAAGCCUCUCUGUUCAGGGUUCUCAUCGGGACGUACUACGACAACUACUGCGCCAUCGCUCGGCUCAUCGGCACCAAGACCUGCAGACAGGUUUACGAGUUCAGGGUGAAGGAGUCGAGCAUCAUCGCUCGGGCUCCCGCUGAAGACGAGGACACGCCGCCUAGAAAGAAGAAGAGGAAACACAGACUGUGGGCCACUCACUGCAGGAAGAUCCAGCUGAAGAAAGAUGGUUCGUCCAAUCACGUGUAUAACUACCAGCCAUGUGACCACCCACGGCAGCCAUGUGACUCCUCCUGCCCCUGCAUCACCGCUCAAAACUUCUGUGAAAAGUUCUGCCAGUGCAGCUCAGAGUGUCAGAACCGUUUCCCGGGUUGUCGGUGCAAAGCCCAGUGUAACACCAAGCAGUGUCCCUGCUACCUGGCAGUGAGGGAGUGUGACCCCGACCUGUGCCUGACCUGCGGCGCUGCAGAACACUGGGACAGCAAGAACGUGUCCUGCAAGAACUGCUCCAUCCAGAGAGGAGCCAAGAAGCACCUGCUGCUGGCUCCGUCAGACGUGGCAGGAUGGGGGAUCUUCAUCAAAGAGCCGGUCCAGAAGAACGAGUUCAUCUCUGAGUACUGUGGAGAGAUUAUCUCUCAGGAUGAAGCAGACCGCAGAGGCAAGGUCUACGACAAAUACAUGUGCAGCUUCCUCUUCAACCUCAACAAUGACUUUGUUGUUGAUGCCACGAGGAAAGGCAACAAGAUCCGCUUUGCCAACCACUCUGUCAAUCCUAACUGCUAUGCAAAAGUGAUGAUGGUGAACGGGGAUCACAGGAUAGGGAUCUUUGCCAAGAGAGCCAUCCAGACUGGAGAGGAGCUCUUCUUCGACUACAGGUACAGCCAGGCUGACGCUCUGAAGUACGUCGGGAUCGAGCGGGAGAUGGAGAUCGCCUGAUUCUGACUUCUACCUCCUGUGGAUCAGCGACACAAAGGCCUUACACACAAUCACAAACAAACACACCUUCACUUCAGGAAAU